AUGGGACAAGAUAGAGCCCUUGAGAGAUUUCAAAAGUUUUCUCCUCCUAAGUUCCUGGGAGGAUCGGACCCUGAGGGAGCCGAGAGGUGGUUAGAGACCAUGAUCAAUAUCUUUGCUACCUUAAACUAUACGGAAGAUAGGCAGGUGCAUUUCGCUGUAAUUCAAUUUGAAGAACCAGCUAGGGCCUGGUGGAACGUGAUUCAGGCUAAAUGGGAGAGAGAGGGAACUGUCUGGACCUGGUUAAAUUUUGUAUGGGAGUUUAACGAGAAAUAUCUGCCCCCGAUAGUUCAGGAGAAGAGGGAGGACGAUUUUAUUAAGCUUCGUCAAGGACCUCUGAGUGUAUCUGAGUAUGAGAAUCAGUUCACGAAAUUAUCUAAGUUUGCUCCCGAAUUGAUAUCUACGGAGCAAAGGAAGGGACAAGGUGAUCUAGAUAUGCCACCCUCUAAGAUGAGUCGAGGGGAUGGUGGUAGGCAAAUUUCGGGGACAUCUAUGGAAAUUACUGCAAGCGGAGCCUCGAGUGGAACGGGACAAGCAAGAGGUGCCUCACAAGGAAGUCAGACCUCAGCCCCUCGAGUAUCUUGCGGGUACUGUGGGAAGACCAAUCAUACUGAAGAUGAUUGUUGGCGAAAGGCACGAAAAUGUUUAUGGUGUGGUAGUGGCGAGCACCAACUUGCAACUUGCCCCUGUAGGUCACACCUAAACCUCGAACAAGCAAAUGUAGGAGGAACUAAACCAAGGGUGCCAACUAGAGUGUACGCCUUGGACCAAUAG
Coffea arabica (coffee) is the source of this 771-nucleotide messenger RNA. The record is from RefSeq and is a predicted model, not a curated record. Lineage: Eukaryota; Viridiplantae; Streptophyta; Magnoliopsida; Gentianales; Rubiaceae.